AUGAUAACUAAAGUUGAGAUCUUGGGCUUGGUGCUGGGCUUGAUUGGCCUCGCGGGCACCGUUGUCAUCACAGGACUGCCUAACUGGAGGGUGACAGCCUACAUCGGGGCCAACCUCAUUGUCAUGGAGAAGUUGAUGGAAGGCCUGUGGAUGGACUGCUAUCGACAGGCCGACUUCCGAAUGCAGUGCAAAGUGUACGACUCACUACUGAUCCUACCACUGGAGCUGCAGGUCUCCCGAGCCCUAAUGUGCGUCUGUAUUUUCCUGUCCAUCACUGGCUCACUGGUGACAGGCUGUGGCAUGCGACGUACCGAUCGGUCUCAAGAGAACAAGCGGGGUAAGAACAUCACCAUUCUGCUGGGCGGCUGCCUGUUUCUGCUCUCCUGCAUUGUAACAAUAAUCCCUGUGUCCUGGGUAACUCACACCAUCAUCCAGAACUUUUAUAACCCGCUACUCCCCGAUUACCGGAAGCAGGAGCUGGGCGAAUGUCUCUUCGUUGGCUGGGCAAAUUCCGGUCUGUUUCUUGCUGCCGGGGUCAUCCUGAUUUGGUGCUUUGUACGGCAUGGGCAAGAGGAGGACCAGUACUACAGCCCAGAGGAGAUUGUGGACAUGAUGGAAAGAAAACCCUCUCAGAGUCAUUCCAAGAGUGAAUACGUCUGA
Molecule: messenger RNA, 660 nt
Organism: Scleropages formosus (Asian bonytongue)
Lineage: Eukaryota; Metazoa; Chordata; Actinopteri; Osteoglossiformes; Osteoglossidae
Product: claudin-17-like
Exons: 1
Coding region: 1-660 (219 amino acids)
Cellular component (GO): membrane; bicellular tight junction
Molecular function (GO): structural molecule activity
Source: RefSeq, a predicted model, not a curated record